Pyrus x bretschneideri (Chinese white pear) is the source of this 4341-nucleotide messenger RNA. RefSeq names its product gibberellin 2-beta-dioxygenase 8. Bases 2968 to 3999 code for a protein of 343 amino acids. The record is from RefSeq and is a predicted model, not a curated record. Lineage: Eukaryota; Viridiplantae; Streptophyta; Magnoliopsida; Rosales; Rosaceae. The transcript is spliced from 6 exons.
UUUUGGGUGGAAGGGGCGGUGUACAUAAAAGGAAAUAGAAUAAGAGUGCAAACAAAAGAAUUUAACCAAAUAAAGGCUAAGAAUAUAAAUGUUUAUCUAAUUUAUAUAUUAAAUUUUGUUAAGUAACAAUAUUCGACGUUCAGUUACGCGCUUAUAGAAGUAAGGAGAUCAAAUUUUAUGUACUUAUUUUGUGUAUGAAUUCUCUUUGUAACUUCUAUCAUUGAUUGACGUGUGAUAAAUUUAUGACAACAAAUUUAAGAAGGCUUACGUUUAUUAACACAUGUUAAAUCAAUAAUAGAGUAGUGUGUGAAAAGUAAAAAUAGUUAUGUAUAUAACACUACUAACACCACCCUACUUUAAUCAGAAUUGGAUCUCAUCCAGAUCUAAAUUGUGGAGAUUUUGGAGAUCCUCAUAUCUUAAUCGUUUAUCUUGUAUCGUAUGGUCAGAAAUCAUUUAACCUUUUUUUUGUUUAAAAUUAAACACAAAUGAUACUUAACGGAAAAUUGAUCACACGAUAUAUGAUGAAACAUAGGCUAAUGUGUCCUUUUCGAUGCUUUUUCAAAUAAAGCACAGUACAUGCAUGGCCAAAAUAGAAAAUGCUGACGCAAAUAUGUAAACCGGGAUUCUGAGUCUGUGACUCUAGGUUCUGCCACGUCUUUGCCGACAGCAUUGCAAAGGUUACAGUUGAAUUCAGUUCGGUCCGUCCGGUGCUAAUCAUGUCCCCUUUUUUUUUUUUCUUUUUUUCUUUUUUUUUUUAGUACAAAUCAUGUGCCUUGUUUGAUCCCCAUUUUUUCACAGAUUUUGUUUCUGCGUGUAGAGUGCGUGUUGAGAGAGAUUUCUGGUGCAUAUUCAGCCGUGUCUUGCAUUAUUCAACUUUGCUUUUAAGUUCAUUAUUGGUUUUCAUUCGUCCAUGUCUCUCCAAUCACCCAUUUCAUAUACUUUUUUCUUCACCUCAUUGAGACGCUAUAUAUGGGGCAUAUUUCUUUCACAUCAUGCAUCAUAAUAAAUGGAAGAUCUUUACAAGGCUUCCAAAAUGUACCAUGGAUAAUAACAGUGUGUAAGUAUACCUAAUAUUGCAUUAUUUUCAUGAAUAAUCCAAGUGGAUUUUGUAGUGGUGAAACUUUGACUACCAUCUCAUAGACAGGUUGAAUCAAUGUCAUUUCUGUUUUGUUUUUUUUUUUAAAUAGUUUGAUUAGAAAAAGUUAACACCAAAUGUAUAAAUCAUGUAGAAUAGUUGAUUGAACGACGCUAUAAAGUUUUUGCUUGAAAUGAUUAAAGCACUGUCUCAAGCUUUGGUUUUCUAUUAGACUUAAGCAUAAACCCACCUUAUCCUUUGUACAAGUGAAGAAUUUAGCACCAUGGCUACCACUUCAUUAUUCUAAGCUUUUCCAUAUCUCUAUUUGUAUAUAUGAGGGUAGCAUUCAACCCUCACUUCUUUCUUCUUUGAGAGUUUUGCAUACCAAUUGGAGGAAACCAAGGAAUUCGAUGCGCUGCAGUCAGAAUUUUGGAAGGUUUUGUAAUUUCUAGUUGCUUCGAAUUAUAGAGGCCAAAAACGUGAGACAACUUAGGGCAUAGAUGAUUUGGAUGAUAAAAAGCAAUUGGAAGCUCAGGGGUUCUUGGUUUUCGAAAAGAAGCAGCACAUACAGGUUUGUCUGAUAUGUCAAUGAAGAUUCUAGAACAGAUCAGAUAUGUCUCACAAAAUGGCUUGAAUAUAUACUAGGGCCCAAGGAAUGUGGGACCCAGGUACACUGAAUUUUAAAUUAUUUAUCAAAUUUAAGCCAGAGUACAAAAUUUAAUUUAUUUUCAAAGAUUGAAUUGGAAGGAAUAGUUGAAAAUCAAGAGUACGCAAUGGAUGAUCAAAAUACUAAACUAAGAAUAAUACUUUAUUAAUUGAAACGAAGAGAAUGUUACAAACCCGCCGAAAUUGCUCAUAAUCCGUAAGAUGAGAAGGACUGCCACCAACCCCAAGCCGGAGUAAGGGGCCGACGACUGAGGAUUGUAGAGUUUAGGGUUUUUGGUUUGAGGAGAAAGGGUUGGGAAGAGAGAAAAUUAGGUGUGUUGACAAUCUCUAAUUUAAUUAAUUUUUCCAACAUGAAUAAACCACUAUUUUCAUUGUCGAAGAUGAAUAGCUCAUUAAGAAAAUGUAUUUUAAUCCCUUGAAAAAUGAUAGAAUAAAAAAGGGAGACGUUUUCUUCAUUUCUAAUCCCCUCAAAAUGAAAGAUUAUUCAACUAUGCCUUCAUGACACCUUGAUUACAUGGUUAUAUAUCCAAUACUAGUAGAGCUAAAAUGAUGCAGUAAUUUAUAAGGGUAAUGCUUUGUUGCAAUAUGUUUCAAAAUGUCUUAUUAGAUAGUCAAUUUGGAUCACACAUUCAAAUGAGAAUAUUUAGUUAGUGAUCUAGGUCAGCAUUAACAGUGUGAUCAAAAAAGAAGUUUAUAUAGGUGUAUAGAGAAUCGAGUAAUUACCUGACAACUCCUUUAAAAGUGUUCUACAAUUCUCUGCAUAUUAUGGGUCGUACUCGUAUCUUAACUAUAACAUGAGACGCAUAUUAAAUGAUAAAUGCUAUAUCUGCGAUCAAGGUGCAGUUGAAAGGGAAAACCUGAAACCAACCGGAAGUCGUUAGUUCGUGAUAUGUUUCUUAUAUGUUAUAUAUAUUUUUAACUGCAAAGUAAUGGAUGCUUGGACAGUCGGUGGUGGCCAGAUUAGUACGACCAGUGUCUUGUUUUCUUCUGCUAGGAAGCAAGUUAUCUGCUUAUUCUUUUUGGUCUUUUUAUUUUUUUUUUCCUUUUAGUUGCAAAAGUUUAUCUAUUCGGUUUUUGCUCAAAUUUAUUAGUUUAUUUAUAAUGCUCAUACAAUCUGAAGGAAUUGUUCUCUUUGUUUGUUUGGGAAAAAUUGUGAAAAGGUUGAAAAUCCUAGGUCAAAGGAAAAUCCAUUCGACGGCUCCAAGUGUGGCCACUCUUUGUUUAACAUGGAUUUGGACCCACCAUUUUACAAGGCCUACAAGACCCUUUUCGACAAAACCGUCGACAAAGCCAACAACAUCAACAACAAGAAGAACGAGGAGGUGUUACAACAGCUUGUUAUGGUGGAGGAAUGUGAGCUGCCGCUGAUCAAUCUGGGGCGGCUGGAGCUAGGAGAAAAAGAGAGGGAGGAGUGCAUGACGGAGAUAGCUAGGGCAUCGCAAGAGUGGGGUUUCUUUCAGGUAGUGAAUCAUGGGAUUUCAGGAGAGCUUCUUCAUAAGAUGAAGAGUGAGCAAGAGAAGGUGUUCAAGCAAUCUUUUGAUAAGAAGAGGCAAGAGGACAAGUGCUUGAACUUUUUAUCGGGAACUUACCGUUGGGGAACUCCUUCUGCCACAUGCCUACGGCAGUUAGCAUGGUCUGAAGCUUUUCACAUUCCACUCAACGAUACUUCUGCUACAUCAGCUUCUGGUGUCAAUUAUACACUCAGCUCAACGAUGGAACAAUUUGCUACAACAGUUUCAAGUUUGGCACUGAAAUUGGCUGAAAUUUUGGCUGAGAAAAUAGGUCACAAAUCAACAUUUUUCCAAGAAAAUUGUUUUCCCGGCACUUGCUAUCUUCGAAUGAAUCGUUAUCCACCGUGCCCCAUCCCUUCUGAGGUGUUUGGAUUGAUGCCACACACUGAUAGUGAUUUCCUCACAAUAUUGCAUCAAGACCAGGUUGGCGGAUUGCAGUUGAUCAAAGACGAUGAAUGGAUCGCAGUUAAACCUAAUCCAGAGGCUCUAGUCAUCAACGUUGGAGAUCUAUUUCAGGCAUGGAGCAACAAUGUGUACAAGAGCGUUCAACAUCGAGUUGUCACGAACUUGCAAGUGGAACGAUUCUCAACUGCAUAUUUCUUAUGUCCUUCAUAUGACACGGUGAUACAGAGUUGCAUGGAGCCUUCUGUCUAUAGAAAAUUCAGCUUUGGGGAGUAUAGGCGGCAAGUCCAAGAGGAUGUUCAAAAACUGGGUUCGAAAAUAGGUCUUCCUAGAUUUGUCGUAUAAUUAGUAAUUAAUUAAACCACUACAGAUGAAUUUUGCUAGUAAAUUAUUAGGCUAUAUAUGUCGAUAUAUGUGGGGGAGAACUGAUAUAAUUAAAAAAAAUGUUAUGUAUAAUUAAGCUUAGCUUCAUAUUUUUUUGUUUUUUAAGGUUAGUUUUAUAUUAGAAAUGGAAAUUAAGGUUGUAUAGCAGUUCAGUAUAGUUAAGGGUUAUCUUUGCUGGAAAUAAUUAAAGGUCUAUUUGAUAUUCAGCGUGAAUCCAAAAUUAUUAGUCGAUUCGUUUGGAUCGAUCAUUGUAAGUUGUGAUAAUGAGAAUGUAAGGAUCAAUCAAUGUUGGUUGUUGUUUUA